AUGGAGAUGUACAGCAAGACCGCAUCGGUGGAUAAGAAAUCCCUGUUUGCGGCAGUCAACAUGGACGGCGACAGACACGAAGACGUCAAGCCGCCGUACUCUUACGUCGCUCUCAUCGCAAUGGCCAUCGCAAAGUCCCCGGAUAAGAAACUAACGCUGAGCGGCAUCUACCAGUUCAUCAUGGACAAUUUCCCAUACUACGCCAAGAACAAGAAGGGGUGGCAGAAUUCCAUCCGGCACAACCUCUCGCUCAACGAGUGCUUCGUCAAAGUCCCGAAGGAGGGCGGGGAUCGCAAGGGAAACUACUGGACACUGGACGAGUCCUGCGAAGAGAUGUUCGAGAAAGGAAACUUCAAGAGAAGGAAGCGAAUGAAGCGGCCGCAGAAGAACGCAAACGACCAGAAGAAGGCCAUUUAUUUCACGACGGGGAACCCGUCCGCGGGGUAUUACGAGGAUCGUCAUAGUCUCGCGGGGUACCAUCCGUACGCGGCUCCUGCGUACUCGUCCCCGCACCUCAGUCCCGGCAGCGCCAGCAUCGGCAGCGGUGGCAGCGGCUAUUAUCCCAACAGUUGGAGCAGCACCGCGAGUGCGGGUUCCCGCCUUACGCCCCCUUCCCCUCCACCGCCGAUCGACCCGUCGUACCGUUCCACGUACGGAACCUCCGCGUCUUCAUACGGAGUGACGCCGCCCGCGUACACGACGUACAGCGGAUACAACACUUCAGCCGUUACGUGUCAGUCUUCCAUGGCGGCCGCGGGUUCCCAGUCCAUCAGCCUCUAUGGAGGCGCCGCGUAUCUCCCAACGUCAGGAUACGCAUCUCUACCGUCCGCGUCAGGCUACACCGCAGCCUGUUACGGGCUCGUGGACGCAAAGGCUAUGUAG
This is a messenger RNA of Geodia barretti, 882 nucleotides long. NCBI's taxonomy places the organism in Eukaryota, Metazoa, Porifera, Demospongiae, Tetractinellida, Geodiidae. The record is from the annotation of a GenBank genome assembly.